Molecule: messenger RNA, 1722 nt
Organism: Carcharodon carcharias (great white shark)
Lineage: Eukaryota; Metazoa; Chordata; Chondrichthyes; Lamniformes; Lamnidae
Product: frizzled-9
Exons: 1
Coding region: 22-1722 (566 amino acids)
Biological process (GO): non-canonical Wnt signaling pathway; canonical Wnt signaling pathway
Cellular component (GO): plasma membrane
Molecular function (GO): Wnt-protein binding; Wnt receptor activity
Source: RefSeq, a predicted model, not a curated record
AUUGCGCUCUUCUGCCAAUCUAUGUUCCUCGGGAGCUGCUGGGGGAUCGGCUCGAUCGACCACGAGAGAGGCAGAGAAGCGAAAUGCGAGCCCAUCGAAAUCCCCAUGUGUCUGGGGAUUGGCUACAACAUGACCAGGAUGCCCAACUACAUGGGGCACCAGAACCAGCGGGAAGCUGCUAUCAAAUUGCACGAGUUCGCCCCUUUGGUCGAGUACGGCUGUCACAUCCAUCUGCGGCUCUUCCUCUGCUCUCUCUAUGCCCCCAUGUGCACUGACCAAGUUUCCACCUCGAUCCCCGCCUGCAAACCCAUGUGUGAACAAGCCCGCCAGCGCUGCGCCCCCAUCAUGGCUCAGUUCAAUUUUGGGUGGCCCGAGUCUUUGGACUGCAGCAAACUCCCCACCAGGAACGACCCGAACGCCCUGUGCAUGGAGGCGCCCGAGAACGCGACUGGGGAGCCGCAGAAAGGACAGGGCAUGCUGCCCGUGGCACCCAGAGCCAGGCUCCCGGGAGCUGCAGACGGAAGGAACCAGGGGCCCCUUGGCUCCUGUGACAAUCCCGACAAGUUCCAAUAUGUGGAGAAGAGUCUGACCUGCGCCCCCAAGUGCUCGCCAGGGGUUGAUGUCUACUGGUCCAAGGGGGAUAAAGACUUUGCCUUCAUUUGGAUGGCCGUCUGGUCCACGAUCUGCUUCGUCUCCACUGCCUUCACGGUGCUGACCUUCCUGCUGGAUCCUCACCGCUUCCAGUAUCCCGAGAGACCCAUCAUCUUCCUGUCUAUGUGCUACAAUGUCUAUUCGGUGGCCUUCAUCAUUCGCUCGGUAGCCGGGGCUGAAAACAUCGCCUGCGACCGGGAGAACGGAGAGUUGUAUGUCAUUCAGGAGGGCCUGGAGAGUACUGGCUGCACCAUCGUCUUCCUCAUCCUCUAUUAUUUCGGCAUGGCCAGCUCCCUGUGGUGGGUCAUCUUGACUUUAACCUGGUUCUUGGCUGCAGGAAAGAAGUGGGGCCACGAGGCCAUUGAAGCUCAUAGCAGCUAUUUCCAUAUGGCUGCCUGGGGUGUCCCAGCCAUGAAGACCAUCAUUAUACUGACCAUGAGGAAGGUGGCAGGUGAUGAGCUGACUGGUCUGUGUUACGUGGGCAGCAUGGACGUAAAUGCUCUAACCGGCUUUGUGCUCAUCCCUCUGUCCUGUUACUUAGUGAUAGGGACCUCCUUCAUUCUAACUGGCUUUGUGGCUCUCUUUCACAUCCGCAGGAUCAUGAAGACUGGGGGCACCAAUACGGAGAAGUUGGAGAAAUUAAUGGUGAAGAUUGGGGUCUUCUCCAUCCUUUACACCGUCCCCGCCACAUGUGUCAUUGUCUGCUAUUUCUAUGAAAGGUUGAACAUGGAUUAUUGGAAAGUGCUUGCCUCUGAGCAGCCUUGCCUAGCCUAUCCAGGGAGAAGGAUUCUGGACUGCACUUUGGACACUUCAGUGCCUACCGUUGCUGUCUUCAUGCUAAAGAUCUUCAUGUCCUUGGUGGUGGGAAUCACCAGUGGGAUAUGGGUCUGGAGCUCCAAGACUCUUCAGACUUGGCAGAACUUAUGCAGCAGAAAGCUAUCGGUGAGGACUCGGGGGAAGCCCUGCAGUGGGGUCAACUGCUCUGCCAGCCACUGCCACUACAAGGCACCUUCUGUCAUGGUCCACAUGAGCAAAACAGACCCUUACCUGGACAAUCCAACUCAUGUGUAA